Molecule: messenger RNA, 2178 nt
Organism: Suillus clintonianus
Lineage: Eukaryota; Fungi; Basidiomycota; Agaricomycetes; Boletales; Suillaceae
Exons: 7
Coding region: 1-2178 (725 amino acids)
Biological process (GO): protein phosphorylation
Molecular function (GO): protein serine/threonine kinase activity; ATP binding
Source: RefSeq, a predicted model, not a curated record
AUGUUAGACUAUGAACUUCUCACCCAGUAUACUGAAGAUGCCUAUGCUAAAGCAGACCGAAUCUGCGACUGUCCGUCUUGCCAGGCUACUAUCAGGACCGGAGAGCCAUGUUUCUACAUUGCGACAAUCAAGCCAGGUCAACGCAGGCGUUAUGUGUGUGCAUCCCGCCACACGCAUUACGGGAAGAAACGAGCCACUUCUGUGAGACCUACUGGUGGCCGAACCUCGCAAUACCGCAUCCCUCCCGAUCCAUGUACUAUACAGCAGUCUGUCAAUGCUGCGCAACAUAAAUCUACACCUAAUCUGCCUCCUGUAGUUGCCGUACCUGGCAGCUCUCACGCUAGAGGGCCAGAUGUCAGAAUUCCAACGUCAUGGCAAGGUUCAUCGUCGGUAACUCCAUUUAUGGGUGCCAUCGGGUAUUCAUCGCAACAUGCCCUCUACGCUGCUGAGCGUGACCGCUGGGGUAAAAUUGUGUAUUCUUCGUCUCUAGCAGAGACCAUUAUGCUCGAAAUUACGGCAGUUCAUGAAGGUGCUGGAGCUCGCAAAAAAUGUGGAGUUACUAUCGGAAAUAUAUGUGAAGGUAAGAAGGACAUUGAUGCGCAAAUUGAUGCGCCUAGGCUCAUUAAGCUAGCAUUGGAGACUGUCAUCCCAAAGUUACACAAAUUUGGCAGAGAAUUUAUCUGGUGUGUCGAGGAGUUCGUAAUCCGGGAUGCCGCAUGGGUGGACCUAUCCGGUCACCCACGAUCAGUUCCUUAUUUCUACGACCAAUGCCUACAACCAUCUCGCAAAGGCAACAAAUCAAUUUUCAAGUCUAAACAAUUCGCACUGAUGGUUGUUGUCCCAGAGGUUCAGUGGAGUGAAUAUGAAAAUUGGCUGGAACUUCGUGCUGAAAUGCAAGCAAAAGCUACCCGAACGAGCCAGUCUAGUGAACAUGCCGCUGCUGACACAGCCGUCAGCCGCAAUGUUCCCUCAUCCGAGUCAGCAACAACUUCACUCGCUGAGAAUGAGCUUAAUGCACUUUUCUUACCCUCUACGACCACCAACAAUUCUGUGACGGUCUCUACCAAGAGAACCCACCAGCGUGGUCUCAGUGAUACUUCCUCUCUGCCUCGAAAGAAGAACAUCCCUCCUGCAGCUCUCUGUUCACCGGAUCGGGAUCGACUGAAAGAAGUCUUGAAGAUCGCAGGAAGUGCCAACUUAAAUGUCAAGAAAGUUUUUGGACUACAGAACGAAAACAUUCAAUUCCGCCACAUCCCUACCCGUGCCAUUACCGAUCUCUUGCAAAACGCACAAUAUCAUUCGUUUUCGGUGGACACAGCCAAGUCAUCCAUUGGACAGCUCACUAUUGAUACAUCGACGGAAGGCUUCAUUGGAAUCGGGGGCUUCAAGACCGCGCAUGCCGGAUGGCUCACACUCACAGCUUCUCCCAGGACCAGUCUCGGAUCAGUCCCUCAUCAUAAGGUUGUGGUCAAACGUCCGUUCUAUAAAGUAUUUCCAACUGCUAUGAAGGCUGGACCUUAUAAAGUCGGCUGGUUUGCACUCGCUGACGAGCUACCCAAGCUAUUCAGGGAAGCCAACGUCUUAUAUUGGUCCAAAUCUUUGUUACAGCUCACGUACGACUUUAUUGAUCGUUCCAUCGCAUCUUCACCCAAACCCCCGCCAUUCAUGGUCCCACGUGUUCAAUUUGUGGAAGCCGGCCUUGCAUUGUGCUACAGUCAGGGUGGUAGCAAGUCUGGAGCGAAGACGGGGUCAAUGCGAGCUGCCUUCCUCCUCGAGGAGCUCAUUGAGGGUGGUGAUGAUAUGUUUCUCAAGUUCAUCCACAAUAUGGAUGCCAAUCCAUUGCUCGAUGAAUUGGACUACGGCUAUGACAUGGCAGAAUUUUUUGCUUUCACGCAGCAUGUCCAGUACGUCAAGACCGGCCAACUUGUGUUCAUAUCCGACUAUCAGGGGAGUACAGUACUACUCACGGAUCCUCAAAUCAUGACUGAUCUGUCGGUCAGCGAUGAGCUUGAUAUUUUUGGCGAUGGAAAUAUUGCAGAGUCCGUCAGCAAUUUCAAAACCCAGCAUGCCUGUAAUAAGUACUGCGAAUGGCCUGGUUUUGGGCUGAAAGCAUUUGUAAAGGAAGUGAAUGACGAGAAUAACAAGGACGUGAAUGACAAUGAAGUAGAAGUUCUGUAG